CUUUUAUGCAAAUCUUAAAGACUUAUGUUUUAGUUUGAUAUUACCAAACCAUCGCAAACUGCGAGAAAACAUAAACAAAGUUUUGAAGCGUAAUGGAUUUCUCGGAAAAACUAUUAAUGUAAAAAUUUAUUUCAAAUAAAAGAAGAACUCUAAAAGUAAUGUUUCUUGAAUGUGCACAUAAUUCAAUGCAAAUAGAGCCAUGGCAGUGGACAUGGAAGCAUCGCCGAAUAUAACCCGGUCGCUGUCCAGCCUCCUGCAGGAGAUGUUCAUAGCGACCGACAAUGCUGACAGUAAUCGCACUAUCGUCGACGUAUCCCAGUUUCUCUCCGUUUUGAAAGUACAAUCCCGGAAUACUACACAUGAACAUCUUGAUUUUGGAGCACUAGUCAAGUUAGUGGAUGGGUUAAGGAGCAAGCUGAAUCUGACGAAACCCUCGGAAAUAUCCUGCAAUUACUGUUCUGGCAGUUUUCGUGAUGUCGUACUGACGUAUAAUGGCUUACAUGGAUACUUUAGCCUCCUUGUUUGUUUCUUCGGUAGCCUGGCGAACGCCCUGAACGUGGCAGUGCUGACGCGGCGCGACCUGGCCGCGGCGCCCAUCAACCGGCUGCUCAAGUGGCUGGCCGUGGCCGACGUGUUCGUCAUGCUGGAGUACGUGCCCUUCGCCGUCUACAGGUACCUGGUUUUACCGGGACAACGGGAAAUGCCGUACAAGUGGGCAGCGUACCUGCUCUUCCACAUGCAUUUCGCACAAAUCUUUCACACUGCUUCCAUCUGCCUCACGUUGUCGCUCGCUAUGUGGAGAUAUGUCGCUAUCAAGUACUCAGAUAUGAGUCACAUUUUAUGCACAGAGAGGAAAUGCAGCACAGCAAUACUGAGCAGCUUUAUUUUGCCGCCUAUUCUCUGUAUUCCGACAUAUAUGGUGUUUGACAUCCACACAGCUGUUGUACUGGAGCCGACCGGGCCCAUGGUUUUGUACCACGUUGACGCCGAUCAGGAGGGAAGACUCUAUCAGAUCAACUUUUGGGUGCACGCAGUGGUAAUCAAAUUGCUGCCAUGUUGCAUCUUGACAGUGAUCAGCCUAUGGUUGAUCCGCGAAGUGUACAGAGCGAAUCAGCACCAAAAGAAAGUCAGAGUUUAUUCGGCAUGUCCGACAAGUAAGAUGAUGAAGAGGCAGUACAAAGCAGACAAGCGGACGGAUCGGACGACAAAGAUGUUGGUAGCGGUUCUGUUGCUGUUCCUGGUGACGGAAGUGCCGCAGGGUAUUCUGGGGUUGCUGAGCGGUGUGCUGGGGCGGUGUUUCUUCAAGCGCUGCUACGACCUAUUCGGCGAGCUGAUGGACGCGUUGGCGCUGCUGAACGGCGCCAUCAACUUCGUGCUGUACUGCGCCAUGUCGCGCCAGUUCCGCAUGACGUUCGGCCAGCUCAUGUGGCGCGCGCACCUGCAUCGCUGGCCGCCACCGACUGCGUCGCAUUCCGAUGGACAGACCACAGCCAAAACUUCGGUUCCGUGAGGGAAGAUCGUACAAGAGAAACGAGCAAACAUCUUGCAACAAUUUCUGUAAACAUGUCGUUAGUCUUUACAAAACUAGUCAUUUACCUACUAUAAUUCUUAUUCUAAGUAUUAUACCAUAUUGAUUACAGUAUAGUUGAAAUGAUGUUUUUUACAUACGAUUUUAAAAAAAUAAUUAAAUGGAUUUUUUGCAUUCGUCUAAAACCUCUCUGUACUAUUACAUAAUUAUUUGAUAUAAUAAUUGUGAAAUGUACUUAUAGCUUAUAGGCCACCCCUAGCAGCAUCUACCGUAAGAGUUUAUAUGUAUAGCCAAUGUUGUCACUAAAAAAAGGCGCGAAAUUCAUAUUUUCUCAGGGAUGAUCAACAUUCGUGCUUACAUUUUUUAAAUUUGGUGUUUUUUUCUAGUGACGGAAAUGGCUUGACAGACUUUACUUCAGUACCUACCGGUUAACGGAAUUCUCAUUUGUAACUUUGGAUGUUACAAAAUACCUAUUAUAGUGAAAAUCUGGAGGAAAUUUACCAGCUACGCUUUAUGCGCUACUACAGCCGUCUAAGAACUUUAAAACUUUGUUGUUUUGUCUUACCACAAUCUAGGUAGGAAUUUGUUCUUAUUAUUUAGGCUUGACCGAGAUUUGGACCGUCACAUUUCGGCGCAGCUACAUGCAUCGUGAUCACGAAAAACUAUUAUUAUAUUUAUUUAUUAUUAUUCCUGUCUACAUUCCGUUAUUCAAUUGUAUACGUAGCAGUUGUAUUGUAUCGCUGUCGCUGUCUGUUCUGAAAACUUUACAUUUAUCAUGUUAAUAUUUUAAUUAAACGAAAAUUGAUAUACCAUAAAACUUUUUAAUUUUUUAAUUUUAAUCUAAAGGUCGGUCGAAUUGAACGGGAAACAAAGUUAAUU
Molecule: messenger RNA, 2407 nt
Organism: Leguminivora glycinivorella
Lineage: Eukaryota; Metazoa; Arthropoda; Insecta; Lepidoptera; Tortricidae
Gene: NGR-A3
Product: G-protein coupled receptor dmsr-1-like
Exons: 7
Coding region: 200-1510 (436 amino acids)
Biological process (GO): G protein-coupled receptor signaling pathway
Cellular component (GO): membrane
Molecular function (GO): G protein-coupled peptide receptor activity
Source: RefSeq, a predicted model, not a curated record